AUGGAGACGUUGGAGGCUUCCAGCCGGCCAAGCAUGGGCCUCCCUUCGAUAUCUCACUUGAACUCUGAAAAAGCCAAGCGGGAAGAAUCGUACUAUCAAAGAAAACAUCCCGUUUCCGCCAUGGACAGUCCGUUGCACCCUUUUGCAGCAAUGUCGCAUCUGCACAACAAUCACCAAUCGUCGCCCGCCAGCGCAAUACCCGCCUCGCUUGCAGGCUUACUAUCACCUCCCGAAUCACGACGAACGUCUGGCGACGACAAGGAGCCGCAUCGAUCCGCGGCUCUGCAAUCACUGCCGUCAAUACAUGAAGCCCUAGGCUCGGAGCAGCCGCUGUCUUAUGCGUCAGCGCCCCCGUCUUCUGCUCCAGUGGCAGCUCCUCAGCACUAUCUACCACCGUCGGUGACCACUCCGCCCUCAGAUCAGGGGACACGACGCUACCCUCCAGAUCUCCACAGUAAUCCAGGCCCCUCCAAUCCCUUUUCACACCCUCGCAGCCCGUUCGUCGGCACAUCGGCACAACAGCAUCCUCCUCCUCCACCUCCUCAGAGCCAGAUAGAUCCUUUGUCCCGUCAGUCAUUCUCAGAGCCGCGUCCUCCAUAUUCCGCCCCGCAACAAACCCCCAAAUUACCAUCACUUUACCCGAUCAAGACUGCUCAGUCCCCUACAUUGAGUACCGCUCAAUCAAAUACGCCGUAUUCCUCGUAUCCGCCGCCACCGUCUUCUGUUUAUGAGGCACCUGCGCCUCAAUCAGCACGAUCUAUGAAUCACCAAUACUCAUACCCUCAAUACCCUUCAAACGCGCCCCCGCCAAGUGGUCCGAAUUCGGUCUAUCCGCCUGCAGCGUCGACAUACUCUGCUCCAUCUCGAUAUCCUCCCGCGCCUUGGCAUGAUAAUUCGGAAGUCGCUCGCUUAGAGGAAAAGAAAAUCAACCAUACGAGUCUAGCCCCUUACGGAGACUCUGUUAAGCGACAUUUGGAAAGCUUUGAUAUUGAGGCGUCUCUGAAUGAGAUUGCCGAUGGUGCAGGACACAUUGCGGAGUUCUCCAAGGUUUACAGACAACGAGCCCACGAAAACCAACGUAUUGGCAUGACUCUGCAGUCUAUGCCAAGACUGGAAGAGGUGGACGACAUGCUGAAACAGAAUGAGCGGGUGCAGAUGUCUCUUCAACGUAUCCGAGAUGUGGUCCAUAAUCAUCACCAAGUGAGCAUUGUCGAGACACCACAGGAUUCCCGUUACCGACAGAUGAACGGGUACGAUCACGAGACAUCGAGUAACUAUGGGGAUGAUACCAAAGGCGUUGGGGGCUUUGCAGCCGGCGACAACAAGUCAAGAAAACGAGGCCGAGCUGCUCCCCCUGGACGAUGCCAUAGUUGCAACAGAGCAGAGACUCCAGAGUGGCGCAGAGGACCCGAUGGUGCCAGGACCUUGUGCAACGCAUGUGGUCUACACUAUGCCAAGCUUACCCGCAAGAUGGGUGGCAAACCAGCCAUGACAGCUGCUUCUAAUCUGCAUAUUUACCAAUCGUAUGGUCUGCGCCUGCUGAUCUGUAUACAAAGUGCUAUCGGAACGCCGCUUGACUGGCCUGAGGCCAAGAAAGUCGCGGAUCAUGUAAGAGAAUGGGGGAUUGAACAAUUACUCGCGAUUUGGCGAAAUGCAAAGGGGAAGGAGAGGGAUGCUUUACUUUGGGGAGAUGAGGUCGAAUAUUUGGUGGUCUGCUAUGACCAGGACAGUCGUAAAGUCCGGUUAUCUCUUCGCCAGGCGGACAUUCUAACCGCAUUGGCCACCGAUGAAAAGCUCAUACAGCAAGGAGGAGGAGUGCCGGAUUUACAGACAGGAGAUGCGAGGGGUAAGGUAAACCCUGCUCCUGUUUUCCACCCUGAGUUUGGGAGGUUUAUGCUCGAAGCAACGCCGGGGAAGCCAUGGGGAAUUGGUUUUAAGGAUCUUCUUGAUGUUGAACCCAAUAUGAAGUGGAGAAGGAAACUUGCAAAAGAACACAUGGAGCCAAAUGAGUUCCCUAUCACUCUGACGACCUUUCCUCGUCUAGGUUCUCCCGAUUGUCUCAUGCCGAACUAUCCUGCCUCAGGACCAAAACUGCGCUCACAGUAUGUUCCGGAUGAAAUUGCUAACCCACACAUUCGCUUCCCAACUCUGGCAGCCAACAUCCGUUGGCGAAGAGGUAAGAAGGUCGAGGUCAACGUGCCUGUUUUCAGGGACGAGAAGACAUCGUGGCCAUGGAAAGACCCCACUGUCAACUACGACUUACAUCAAUGGCCCGAGGAUGAUGAUGUUCGAAACGGAGCAGCAAAGGACAACUACAUCCACAUGGACGCCAUGGCUUUUGGCAUGGGUAGUUGCUGCCUGCAGAUCACUUUCCAAGCGAAGAAUAUCGAGGAGGGACGGAAGAUGUACGAUCAACUUAGUCCUUUGGGACCCAUCCUACUUGCUUUAACGGCCGCAACGCCUGUCUACAAGGGCUUUCUCGCUGAUACUGAUGUGCGUUGGAAUCAAAUCAGCAAGGCCGUAGACGACCGUACACCGGAGGAGCUAGGGGAGAAGCCACUAAAGAACGAUCGAUGGCGAUUGCCCAAAUCCCGCUACGCAUCCAACUCAACCUACAUCUCCCAAGACCCACGCCUACGUCCAGAGUAUCUCGACCCGGAUCUUAUUGUCGACAACGACAUCAAGCAGCGCCUCAUUGAAGGAGGCAUGGACGAUCGACUCGCCACCCACUUUGCCCACCUCUUCAUUCGCGACCCCAUCGUUGUGUUCGCCGAGGAUCUCGAGGAACUCGACCUCACCAAAGCCGAUCACUUCGAGAACCUGCAGAGCACAAACUGGCAGCACAUGCGCUUCAAGCCACCACCACCAGGUCUUGAUAUCGGCUGGCGUGUCGAGUUCCGCCCUAUGGAGAUCCAAAUCACCGACUUCGAAAACGCAGCGUUCUCCAUCUUCAUCGUGCUUAUCACGCGGGCCAUCCUGAGCUUCAAUCUGAACUUCUACAUCCCUAUCACACUCGUGAGCGAGAACAUGGAGACGGCUCACAUCCGCGACGCCGUAUCGACGCAGAAAUUCUGGUUCAGAAAAAACCCCUUCUCGUCAAGCAAGACUGGCACGUCAACACCUGCCACAGCCGACAGCCGGCCGGCUACACCCCUCGGCGCCGUCGAAGACGAAUACGAGCAAAUGACCAUCAAUGAAAUCAUCAACGGACAGCAGUCCACCGAGGGCGGAUUUCCUGGAUUGAUUCCCCUCGUGGAAUCCUACCUCAACAGCAUGAAUGUCGAUGUCGAGACGCGCUGCGAUAUUGCUACGUAUCUCGCCUUGAUUCGGAAGCGUGCUGAUGGCACGUAUUGGACGGCGGCGAAGUGGAUCAGGCAUUUUGUGCAGACCCACCCGGCGUACAAGAAGGAUAGCGUUGUGAGUGAUGAGAUCACGUUCGAUCUUGUCAAGGCAGCGGAGAGGAUUACGAGGGAGGAGGGACGCGAUGGGUUUGGAGCGGAAAUGCUGGGGAAGAGGCGUUAG
Messenger RNA from Dothidotthia symphoricarpi CBS 119687, 3522 nucleotides. Its product is annotated as GCS-domain-containing protein. Gene Ontology annotation, molecular function: sequence-specific DNA binding; glutamate-cysteine ligase activity; zinc ion binding. Gene Ontology annotation, cellular component: glutamate-cysteine ligase complex. The record is from RefSeq and is a predicted model, not a curated record. The coding region runs from base 1 to 3522 and encodes 1173 amino acids. Lineage: Eukaryota; Fungi; Ascomycota; Dothideomycetes; Pleosporales; Dothidotthiaceae. The transcript is spliced from 11 exons. Gene Ontology annotation, biological process: glutathione biosynthetic process; regulation of DNA-templated transcription.